UACAUUUGAGUUUUCUACGUGGAAGAAAUCAAUCAACGAUGUCUGGAAGAGGUAAAAGCGGAGCCAAGGCCCGCGCCAAGGCUAAGACACGCAGCUCCCGCGCCGGUCUGCAGUUCCCCGUGGGCCGUGUCCACCGUCUCCUCCGCAAAGGUAACUACGCUGAGAGAGUUGGAGCCGGAGCCCCAGUUUACCUGGCCGCUGUCCUGGAGUACCUCACCGCUGAGAUCCUGGAGUUGGCCGGCAACGCCGCCAGGGACAACAAAAAGACCCGCAUCAUCCCUCGCCACCUUCAGCUGGCUGUCCGCAACGACGAAGAGCUGAACAAACUGCUCGGCGGCGUGACCAUCGCUCAGGGAGGCGUCCUGCCCAACAUCCAGGCCGUCCUGCUGCCCAAGAAGACCGGCCAGUCCGCACCCAGCUCCGGCAAGGCGGGAAAGAAGGCCUCCUCUCAGUCCCAGGAGUACUAGCCUUCAGGCUAACAACUGUGAAAACCAAAGGCCCUUUUAAGGGCCACCCACCCAUCGAAAGAGCAAUUUUCCUGUUUACAUCAUGCUUUUAUUUAUUCAGUUCUUUGGUUUCAGAUGUUUGGUCUAAAGGUGGUUGACUGAAAUUAUUCAGUGAGAUGUUUAAAUGGUGCUGAUUAGCAUCAAGGUUUUUACUCUGCUCACUGUGACCUCAGCUGUUCUCAAGCAGAUGGACAAAUCGACAGCAUUUGAAUGCCAAGAAUAAACUUCUGCUCAAAACUAA
Austrofundulus limnaeus is the source of this 747-nucleotide messenger RNA. RefSeq names its product H2A.X variant histone (gene h2ax). The record is from RefSeq and is a predicted model, not a curated record. The coding region runs from base 39 to 467 and encodes 142 amino acids. NCBI's taxonomy places the organism in Eukaryota, Metazoa, Chordata, Actinopteri, Cyprinodontiformes, Rivulidae. Gene Ontology annotation, cellular component: nucleosome. The transcript has a single exon. Gene Ontology annotation, molecular function: structural constituent of chromatin; DNA binding; protein heterodimerization activity.